Messenger RNA from Cinara cedri, 672 nucleotides. NCBI's taxonomy places the organism in Eukaryota, Metazoa, Arthropoda, Insecta, Hemiptera, Aphididae. The record is from the annotation of a GenBank genome assembly.
AUGAUAAAAAAGUUGGUAUUUUUGUGUCUAAUGUUUUCACUAAUCAGUGAUUGUAGUUUUCACAACAAACACUAUAGAAAUCCAGGCUACUAUAAAAUUGGCAACAGUUAUACAAUCAAUGGCAUCACUUAUCAUCCAAAAAGUUACAGUGAGUAUGAGGAGGUGGGAGUAGCAUCUUGGUAUGGAACAGAAGAGCAUGGCAAACCAACAGCAAAUGGUGAGAUAUUUGAUCGUCAUUUGAUUACAGCAGCACAUAAAACAUUGCCACUACCGUGCUUUGUGUUUGUAACCAAUAUUAAAAAUGGGAAGAAACUUAUUGUAAGGGUCAACGAUAGGGGUCCUUUUUUUGAGGAUAGAAUUAUAGACCUUUCAGAAGAAGCAGCUAGGAUUUUAGGAUUUUACGAGGACGGACUUACAAGAGUAAAAAUUCAGUAUCUAAGAGAAAAAUCAGAACAAUUAGUGAAGAAAAAUCCACACUAUAAAAAUCAAUACGAGAGAGCUAUACAGGCGCGUCAUCCAAAAAAAAUCACUGCUGAAAGUAAGGGAUAUAUUGCAUUUUUCCAAGAUAUUGAUGCAGCUAAAUCAACGGCAUCAAAACUCCGUAAUCAAGGGGUAAAAAACGUUAGAUUAUUGUUCAAGAAUAGCCAAUACUACAUAAAAGUAUGUUUAUAG